AUGGCUCACCCUUCGACCAAAAGACGGUUCAACAAUGUUGAUCCUGUGGGUGAUGAAGGCCCAGAACCCAAGGUGCACCGCGCAGCCACCGCCCCCACACAGCGAUUAGGGGAGGAUACCUCCUUCAUCCCUCUCACCCAGACAGAGGACGAGGAUGCAGAAGCUGAAGGGCUGAUUCAGGGGAGUCAAGAUGUUGAUGUUUCGUCCGCCACCAGCGUUAUGCUGUAUGGAGAGAUUCACACCAAAAUUGUCGGCGUUCGCUUUUACACCGGCCACGCCACCAUAGGCGAGACGGUCAUUCUGAGGAGACAGGCCGACAACCCCUAUGACUCUAAUGCAAUCCGCGUUGAAAAUGUCAUGCGCGAUCAGAUCGGCCACAUCCCCCGUGCGAUGGCUGCCAAGCUGGCCAAGUACAUGGACCAGCGCACCUUGAUCCUCGAGGGUAUGCUGACCGGCGUCAUUGGCGCGUUCGACUGCCCCAUCCUGGUGCGGCUCUUCGGUCCCAGUGACCCGGUGAGACGCCAGGGUCUCAAAAGUCAGAUGGAGGCCGACAAACUGCCUCUGUCGGAAUUCAAGCGCAAAGAGCGCGAGGAGGCCCGGAGCAAGAAGGAGCAGGAGAAAGCACAGAAGGCGGCUGAAAAGAAAGCCCGCGCGUUGACUUCGGGCAAGGGGAUGCAGUAUCAAGGCCAAAGUGAGCUAGGUUUGUCAAAUCUCAUGGCUGGGGAAGGCAUCUCGGAGGAAAACCUGGAGGAUAUCAUUGGCCAGAGUAGCACCUUUAACCCCAGGGAUAUUGGCCAAGUCACGGAGAAUUUUGGUUUGAGUGAGUCCGACCUGGCCAACAUGCCGAUGGCGGACGUGCCCUCGGCCCUCUCGACCCAGCUUCUCCCGUAUCAACGCCAGGGGCUGGCGUGGAUGAUGGAUAAAGAAAAUCCGAGCUAUCCGACAACAGGCUCCGACGACGUGGUGCAGCUCUGGAAGCGCGAAGGCCACAAGUUCAGGAACAUUGCAACAAACUAUUCGACGUCUAACGCCCCACCCUUGGCGAGUGGCGGCAUCCUGGCCGACGAUAUGGGUUUGGGGAAAACAAUCCAAGUCAUUUCGCUGGUCCUGGCUAGUCUUCAGCCCAAGUCUCCAGGCGCGACUACGACGACUCUCAUUAUCAGCCCAGUCGGCGUGAUGAGUAACUGGAAGGAUCAAAUGAACGAUCAUACCCACCCCGAGAAUGCUCCACAGGUGCUCAUCUACCACGGGUCCGGGAAAAAGGAGGCGGACAAUCUAGCUCAGUACGACGUGGUAGUCACCAGUUACGGCGCUUUGGCCAUGGAAUACAAGCCGGAUUCUAAAAAAUUGCCAGCCAAGGGGCUCUUUUCCAUCCAUUGGCGGCGUGUCGUGCUGGACGAAGGACACACGAUCCGGAAUCCGCGUUCCAAAGGUGCCCUUGCCGCCUGUCAUCUGAAGGCGGACUCUCGAUGGACCCUAACGGGCACGCCAAUCAUCAACUCGCUCAAAGAUCUGUACUCGCAAAUCCGCUUCCUCGGGCUAACUGGCGGCCUGGAAGACCCGGCGGUCUUCAACGGUGUUCUAGUCCGACCUCUCAUGUACGAGGACCCCAAUGCUCGUUUGCUUCUCCAGGCCCUCAUGGGCACCCUGUGCCUUCGUCGGCGCAAGGACAUGGAAUUUGUCAAUCUGCGCCUGCCGCCGCUUGCCUCGCGCGUCCUACGCGUGAAGUUCCACCCAGAUGAACAGGAAAAAUACGACAUAUCCGAAGCCAAGGGUAUGCUCUUGGAUUUCAAGUCCCAAGACAAAUCCAGUACGACGUACUCCAACCUCCUCGAGGUCAUCUUGCGCCUCCGACAAGUCUGCAACCACUGGGCGCUCUGCAAAACCCGCGUCGACAACCUCGCCAAACUUCUCGACAAGCACAAAGUCAUCCCGCUCACACCCGCGAACAUCAAAACCCUCCAAGAGAACCUGCAGAUCCGCAUCGAGAGCCAAGACACCUGCCCCAUCUGCCUCGACACCCUCGAACAACCCGUCAUCACCGCCUGCGCCCACUCCUUCGACCGCGGCUGCAUCGAGCAGGUCAUCGAGCGCCAGCACAAAUGCCCCAUGUGCCGAGCCGACAUCGAAAACACCGACACGCUCGUCUCCCCCGCCGUCAACAUGGGCGAGUCCGCAGACGACGACAGCAACAACGGCGCCACAGCCGACCCCGACCACCCCAGCAGCAAGAUCGAAGCCCUAAUAAGGAUCCUCACAGCCAAAGGCCAAGUCCCAGGCACCAAAACCGUCGUUUUCAGCCAAUGGACCUCCUUCCUCAGCCUUCUCGAACCGCACCUCCACCGCCACGGCAUCGACUUCGCCCGCAUCGACGGCAAAAUGCCCUCAGUCGCCCGCGACAACGCCUCCCACCGCUUCUCCAAGGACCCCUCCUGCACUGUGCUCCUUGCCUCCCUCAGCGUCUGCAGCGUCGGUCUCAACCUCGUCGCCGCCAACCAGGCCAUCCUGUGCGACUCGUGGUGGGCCCCCGCCAUCGAAUCCCAGGCCCUAGACCGUGUCUACCGCCUCGGCCAGACCCGCGAUACUACCUUCUGGCGCCUUAUCGUCGAGGAUAGCAUCGAGGACCGCGUCCUUGAUAUCCAGGAGACGAAGCGCAAGUUGAUGCUCGAUGCGUUUCGUGAAACUGCGCCGAAGAAGAGAGAUGAUCGUACUACGAGGAUCGCCGAUAUUGAGCAGUUGCUGGGAUGA
Messenger RNA from Aspergillus candidus, 2748 nucleotides. RefSeq names its product DEAD/DEAH box helicase. The transcript has 2 exons. Bases 1 to 2748 code for a protein of 915 amino acids. Lineage: Eukaryota; Fungi; Ascomycota; Eurotiomycetes; Eurotiales; Aspergillaceae. Gene Ontology annotation, molecular function: ATP binding; hydrolase activity, acting on acid anhydrides, in phosphorus-containing anhydrides; nucleic acid binding. The record is from RefSeq and is a predicted model, not a curated record.